Messenger RNA from Larimichthys crocea (large yellow croaker), 6378 nucleotides. RefSeq names its product Cbl proto-oncogene B, E3 ubiquitin protein ligase (gene cblb). The record is from RefSeq and is a predicted model, not a curated record. NCBI's taxonomy places the organism in Eukaryota, Metazoa, Chordata, Actinopteri, Sciaenidae. The transcript has 19 exons. Gene Ontology annotation, cellular component: membrane raft; plasma membrane. The coding region runs from base 267 to 3230 and encodes 987 amino acids. Gene Ontology annotation, molecular function: phosphotyrosine residue binding; calcium ion binding; receptor tyrosine kinase binding. Gene Ontology annotation, biological process: negative regulation of epidermal growth factor-activated receptor activity; cell surface receptor signaling pathway.
CAUCAGCUGACUUUACUCUGAUGUCUCCGUACAAAACAAACGUUACAGACCUCCCAGCUCCGCGUAUGUCCAACUCCGACACGCAGACCGGAGAGCAGCUUUUAACGGGCGCACCGUGAAGACAUGGAGCCUUCUCUGCGUCUGUAGGAGCGAACACUUUUUAUUCCCUUCACACUUUUCUCACUCCGACACUCCUCGGUUCGUGUGUGCUGGAUGUGUGCGGAGUUCAGCGGGGAUCCCAGCGCACAUUCCCCUGUGGUUUGGAAAUGGCAACUGCUCUCAGUGGCCGAAACCCUGGCGGACGUGGACCAAACCGAAGCAAGGGUCGGAUCUUAGGCCUCAUCGAUGACAUCCGGGAUGCAGUGGGGCCACCGAAACAGGCGGCAGCCGACCGGCGGACUGUGGAGAAGACCUGGAAGCUGAUGGAUAAAGUUGUCCGCCUCUGCCAAAAUCCCAGACUCCAGCUGAAGAACAGUCCGCCCUACAUCCUGGAUAUCUUACCGGACGCCUACCAGCACCUGCGGCUUAUACUGGGCAAAUACGAGGAGAACCAGAGACUCACACAGCUCAGCGAGAACGAGUACUUUAAAAUCUACAUCGACAGCCUGAUGAAGAAGUCCAAACGGGCCAUCCGGCUCUUCAAAGAGGGGAAGGAGAGGAUGUACGAGGAGCAGUCACAGGACAGGAGGAACCUGACCAAGCUGUCUCUGAUCUUCAGCCACAUGCUGGCCGAAAUCAAAGCCAUCUUCCCCGGAGGACAGUUCCAGGGCGACACGUUCAGGAUCACCAAAGCCGACGCCGCCGACUUCUGGAGGAAAUUCUUUGGAGAAAAGACGAUAGUGCCGUGGAAAAUCUUCCGACAGUGCCUUCACGAAGUGCAUCUCAUCAGCUCGGGCCUGGAGGCCAUGGCCCUCAAAUCCACCAUCGACCUCACAUGCAACGACUUCAUUUCUGUGUUUGAGUUCGACAUUUUCACACGCCUCUUCCAGCCGUGGGGAUCGAUUCUGAGGAACUGGAAUUUCCUGGCAGUGACACACCCCGGAUACAUGGCCUUCCUCACCUACGACGAAGUCAAAGCUCGACUGCACAAGUACAUCAAUAAGCCUGGCAGUUACAUCUUCAGACUCAGCUGUACACGGCUGGGCCAGUGGGCCAUCGGCUACGUGACCAAUGAUGGCAACAUCCUGCAGACCAUCCCCCACAACAAACCUCUGUUCCAGGCGCUCAUCGACGGCUACAGGGAGGGCUUUUAUUUGUUCCCCGACGGCCGCAGCUACAACCCUGACCUCACCGGUUUAUGUGAGCCGACGCCUCAUGAUCACAUCAAAGUGACACAAGAGCAGUAUGAGCUGUACUGUGAAAUGGGCUCCACCUUCCAGCUCUGUAAGAUCUGCGCCGAGAACGACAAAGACGUGAAGAUCGAACCCUGCGGUCACCUCAUGUGCACUUCCUGUCUCACGGCCUGGCAGGAAUCGGACGGUCAGGGUUGUCCGUUCUGUCGCUGUGAGAUCAAAGGCACCGAGCCCAUCAUCGUGGAUCCCUUUGACCCGCGAAAUGAGGGCAACAAGUGCUUCUUCCUGGACCAGCACAGCUGCCCCAUGUUAGAGCUGGAUGAUGACGAGGACAGAGAGGACUGCCUGGUCAUGAACGGGCUGGCAAACAUCAGGAAGCACUGUGCUGAGCGCCAGAACUCGCCCAUGGUGUCUCCGAGCUCGUCACCCGUCAGCCAGCACAGAAAAGCCCACGGAGGAGACUCGGGCCACUGCGUCCAGCACCUCGGCCUUCCCCCCGUCCCACCACGACUCGACCUCAUCCAGAAAGGCGCCAUCCGCUCCCCGUCGGCCAGUCCCACCGUCUCCCCCAAGUCUUCUCCAGGCAUGUCCAGGAAGCAGGACAAGCCUCUCCCAGCCCCACCGCCCCCGCAGAGGGACCCACCUCCACCGCCUCCCCCUGAGCGUCCUCCACCUAUCCCCCCAGAGUCACGCCACUCCUGGCUCCCCAGUUCCUCCUCGUUGUCCUCGUCCAUCUCAUCUUCUACUGGCACGCUGUCGGACUCCCAGAUGAAUCACGAGACACGGUGUCCCAAAGACGGCCACCUCGCAGAUACCCACAGGACUGUAUCCGAUCACCCGCUCCAGCUGGGCCUCGGCGGCGGACCCUCGCACCUCAACGGAAGACCGCUCAGUUGUCCGUCGGCGGGAUUUGUGAGGUUACAUCACAGAAUGGAUGGAGCGGGAAACUCAGAGAGCUCCAAGCCUUUCUCCAACGGCCUGCAAAUCAGCGAUGACUAUGACAUCCUUCCCUCUCGGCACUCGCCGACGCAGUCUACACUUGCCAGUAGCCACAAACCCUCCAACCCUUUCAGCGUCACUGCGCUCGAACGACAGCGAGGAGCGAUGGACAGGCUGGAGGACGACUAUCAGAUCCCGUCAUCCAACCUCUGCCUGAGUCAGGCGCCCGUCUGCAUCUCUGUACCCAGCAGACACUUGGAGAACGGCUCUCCAGAGCCCUCCAUCGAGGAGAAGAAGCCCCGGCCCCCCGAGCCUGGUUUACACUCAGAGUCGGCCCGAGGGUCGGCUCAUACUUCGCUCUGCCCCUUCAGCAUCAACAAGACACCCUCCGACUAUGACAUUCUGCUGCCCCCCCAAGCAUUAGAAGACCUCUUCAACAGCCGCCCUCCAUCACAGCUGCCUCCUCCUCCACCUCCUCCUCCGCCGGCGCGACACAGCUUCACCGACCUCUCCUCCUCGUCUUCGUCGUCCUCGUCCUGCAACGCCUCCAUGUCCUCCUCCUCCUCCUCUGUCAUCGCACGACCCCACAGGCCCUCCUCUGGACAGGAGCACUUGCUUUUAACCCCCGACGCAGUGUUUGACAUGCUGAACAGUGCCGCUCCUCUGCCUCCAGUCAGACGACACGCAGACAAUGUUAAAGGCUCCCGAGGCUGCCUGGAGUACGACCACUUACCAGCCAAUCAAGUAUCGAUGGACGGUUUGCAGGCCCCUGCCAGGCCGCCCAAGCCACUGCCCAGGAAGAUCCCUCCGGAUAGUCAGUCGGGCAAAUCCCACAGCCUGGAGUCGGAGAACGUGGACGCCAAGAUCGCCAAGUUGAUGGGGGAGGGUUACUCUUUUGAGGACGUGAAGCGGGCGCUGAUGAUCGCCCAGUACAAAGUGGACGUGGCCCGAAACAUUCUGCGAGAGUUUGCCUUAGUGGCCCCGAGACUGAACCUCUAAUCUAAGAGGCAGCGCAAGGGGAGCACAACAAAGAAGCUGUGCCUCUGAACGGACUGACUCAAAAAGGGCUUCUUCAGUCUGCUUGGCGUCGGACUGUCGGAACAACGACGAUAUUAUUUAAAGGGAGACUCGCCUUUUGUUGCAGAACAUGACAUGACAACGCACAACAAAGUGGCUGACACCAAAUCCGAAUUUCAAAAAAAAAGGGAGAACAGACCGUCUGUGAAUGAUUUUAAACCUGUGAAACUAAAAGAAAGAACCAGGCUUGUUGUUGUUUACAGUGAGCUUUGCCGGUGCUGGCGUCUGGUGUUCAAACGCUCCUGCUCGGGGGGGCUCGGACCGGACGCCGUUUUAAAGCCCUGAUCCUGAUCCUGCUACUGCUGCUACUGUUCCUUUCAGAAGACAUUUCAGCUUCAACGCUCAGUCAGAUGUUAGAGGUAGUUUUUAUUUACAACCAGUGGGGGGAGCCAGACUCCACUGUUCCUCUCCUCUAACUCCAUUUCCUCUGGUUCAGCCCCUUCUUUCCUUCCUUCCUUCCUUCCUUCCUUCCUUCCUUCCUUCAUGUGUUGCCCAUUAGAGAAUACUCCACUGUUUGCCCACAGUCUGGCUGACUUGCAGGUCUUAACAAGGUCUGGUGAGUUGGGAGUGGUUAGAUGAAGCCAGAGGAUGCCUUAUUGAUUCACUCGUUUCCCCCAGACCUGAGAAAACUAUGACGGCUCCAGAGGAGCACUCUUGUUAGACUUGGUAUCUUAUUUGGAGAAGAAGAGUGAAGCAGGAAGCGAGCGUGGGAGGGUUAGUUUCGCUCUUUGUUUCUGUUCCUAGACCAGAGGAUUAAUCAGCUGGGGGACUUUUUUUUUUAAUUAUUGUCUUCAUCUGUGGACAGCAAGCCUAUGAAUGUAUUUGUUCUGCAUGAGUGAGCGACACCUUUGUACACUUCGAGCUCCUCUCAGGCUCCCAUUUAUUCCCUCAAGUGAUUAAGCAAGCAGUGGAAAAUGUUUGUGGAAACGUUCUUUCAUUUUUAAUUUCAAAAAGCCAGAGACGACCCCGUGCCUGUAUUCCAGCUCAAGCAUUUAAAACGUCAGGAGUGAACCUGUUGUGUAGAUCAGCAAGCCAGACGCCGUGUGUUCGAGCUCAGAGGCUCCUGCAGCCGUCACACUGCAGCCUCCGUCAUCAUCACAUGGUGGAUGUCCACGCUCCCUUCAUGUCUGAGGAAUGCUUUCCAUAGCUCUGCAGUGAUUCUGCAGCGAGACGAACAGAUGAGACCUUCACUGUGCAGUGCAGGUGAAGGUAAAGCCCCUCCUCCUCUUCUUACCUCACAAUCUGGAAUCAGCUGUAUUCUCCCUCAUGACUGCAACAUGCCUCACCUAUGCACCGACAGUAUAUUUUCAGACGUAUCAGUAUUGUUUUUAUUUUUUACAACGGUAUGCAAGAUGUGGACAGAUCUGUGUCAGACCUGUGCUAGAAGACGGGUUAUGUUUACAUAAUACAUGAUUCUCAACCAACAGGAUAAUUGAUCGUUACCAUUGGUUAUGAUAACACUGUACUCUCUAUAAAGACGCAUGUCUGCAUAUACUUCUGUAGGAAAGGAAACUUUGGCAUCAGUGUUCUCGAGGUGUUCGAUCAUGUUUGAGCGACCAUGUGUGCAAAGAGGCGGAUCACACCUGAAGCUUUGUGUUAACUUCUUUAGAGUCAAUGUUCAUAUGCAGAUGUCUGUUUAUAGAGGUGAGCAGAGAUGUGUCAGAGGAAGUCUUGGCCCGGUGGCCGUGCAUGGCCCCCAGAGGAUGAAUCGUUGCCCGAUCAUACCGCUGCGUUCUGAAGAUUGUGAACUCACCAAAGUAAAUAUAGAGAUCUGGAAGUGGGAAGACGUCAGUCCUUUGGAUUAUUCUUAAAACUUCUAUGGAAAUAAAACCCAGACUGUAAAACAAUUAAAUUAUUGUUUUACAGUCUGGCAAUAAAAUUAAAAGGUCCGUUAGUGAUAUUUGCUUCCAGAGAAGUCAUGAAAGCAAAUCUUUGUCAGAAUCAGGAUUUCCUGUCUGGGGAACGUCGGGCUAACAGAAGCAGACAGCCGACUCGCCGGAGUGUCGCUCGAUCAGCAGAGUGGAUCUGACAGAACAAUGUGAUGUGUCCAUAUGAUGGUUCGAACUGUCCUGGAACUUUUUUUGCAUUAACAGCAAACUGAUGGAGGCGACUUGAGCAUCUUUAUGCUUUCAGGAGGUCAGAGAGUUUCCCUCCGAGGUGAAACUCCUCAAUGCUGAAUAAACACGCACCAUUUUCACCUUCACGCUCCCGUUUUUCCCGCCAUUACUCGGCUAUGAAAAAUCAAUUUGCGAUGAUGUAUUGUAGUUUUCCUUUCCCCCUGUGAUUGAGGCUCCUCACAGCAGAUAAGUCAGAGUCUCUGCGGUCAAAGAUUGAACAGCGUCGGCUACAAAGAGGGAAUGAAAAGGUUCGGUUGGAACAUCCUGAUAAUACGGCAGGAGGAUACGAUGAUCCCCGUCCUAAUAAUCCAGCUCACUGACUUUUUUAUUUUUAUUCAAAUGUAUUCAUAAUGUGAGAGAAAGCACUUUCACGCCCUCGACUGGAGGAAUAAACCAGGCGUCUUAAAGGGCCGGUGUGUUCGAUUUAGUGGCACGUUGCUGAUUGCAACCUCUUCGCCUCACCUGCUCCUUCCGAGAAGUGAAGGUGGCUCAUCCAGUAUUUAGUUUGUCCCAUCCUGAGGUCAUGUUCUGUCAAUAAAGAGCCCUGAAUCCAACACACUGCACCUUUAACAGCUCUCAUGAACUUUUAUAGUGACGAGGUUUAACAAAAAAAACAAACAAAAAAGGUUGCUGUGGCGACCGCAGGACUGAAAUGAUGACGCCCGUCAGUGAACGUGCUUUCAAAGUUUUAUUUUAUUUAUUAUUAAUUCAUCUGGUCGGUGUAACAGAUAACAGACAUGGAAUGACCCCACCAUCCACCACCAACCACCCUACCCACGUCUCCACCUCCACCCCUUCCUUUUUUUUUGAGCAGCACUUUAAAGGGGAACACCACUGUCAUUUAAAAUGUACAUAUGUUAUAAUUGGUGCCCAGAGAUGGCGACGAUGAGCGAUCCCGUGCGCGUCUCUAACCACACACACACAUAAAAACAUGCAAGUGAAGGCAAAAUACA